Molecule: messenger RNA, 1251 nt
Organism: Trypanosoma grayi
Lineage: Eukaryota; Euglenozoa; Kinetoplastea; Trypanosomatida; Trypanosomatidae
Product: AP-2 complex subunit mu
Exons: 1
Coding region: 1-1251 (416 amino acids)
Biological process (GO): endocytosis; intracellular protein transport
Cellular component (GO): clathrin adaptor complex; cytoplasmic vesicle
Source: RefSeq, a predicted model, not a curated record
AUGAUAGGCGUUCUCAUGUUUCUGAACUCCAGGGGAGAUGUCGUUCUCUCCCGCACGUUUCGAGAUGGGUACAGUGUUCGAGGACUCGCGGAGGGCUUCCGCAACCAACUUAUAUCCACCAAAGUGGUUGACCGUAGUCCUAUCAACAUUGUGGAUGGUGUCUGCUACGUGCAUGUGCGAUUCCACGACAUGUACCUUGUUCUUGUGUCCAACGGGAACGUAAACUGCUUCACAUGCCUGCAGUACGCAUUGCAACUUCUCGACAUCUGCAAUGUCUACUUUGAGAACGUUGAAGAAGAUACGCUCAAGGACAAUUUCGUUGCAUUACAGCAGCUGAUUGACGAAACAAUGGACUUUGGGUACCCCCAGACCACAGAAGUGGUGCUUCUAAAAUCCUUCCUUAACGCCAAGGGCAUCGAUAUUACACUAAUGAAGAAACCACAAGAAUCCCAACGGGUAACGGCCCGAAUGACGAAAAAGAUGCCAUGGCGGGAAAAGGGCCUGUGGUAUCGUGCCAACGACUUGUUUGUGGAUGUUUUCGAGGAGUUGCACGUACUGGUGACGCAGACAGGGCAGGUGCUGGAGAACAGCGCGGUAGGACGCAUGGUGGUAAAAAACUUCCUAUCCGGUAUGCCCGAGUGCCAACUCGUGCUGCACGACAACUUUGCCCCUGAGGACGCCUUCUACCACCCGUGCGUGCAGGUCACUCCGGGGCGGGGAAUCAACUUUGUGCCGGUGGACGGCGUCUUUGUGCUGAUGUGGUACCGCACUGCCAUGCACUCGCCACCCCCGCUGAAGGUGCUGCACGCCCGUGUAAAGGAGGUGUCGAAGACCCGCACAGAGAUGGAAUUCGGGUUGAAGUGCGAGAUGCCCGACGGGAUGUGCUGCACCGAGGUGGAAGUGCGGGUUCCAUGCCCCGCAAACACGGCGGAUGUGAGGGUGAAUGUCGAAAGGGGUAGUGCGCGGUUUGACGGCGUAAAGCACGCCAUUAUCUGGAAGCUGCCGACUGUCACGCAGAAGGACGCGGAGAUGCUGCUCAGCGCGGAGAUUGUGCUGCUUGCUUCGACUCUCGCCCAGUCCGACCAGAUGUGGUCGCGACCUCCCAUCAAGAUUAGUUUUUCGACGCCCUCUCGAGCGCUUAGUGGUUUCCACGUGAAGGAGCUCCGAGUGGAAGAGCCGGAGCUACGCUACACGCCGUCCAAGUGGAUUCGCUACGCGACAAAGGCUGGUCAAUACGAGUGGCGACUGUAG